This is a messenger RNA of Cephus cinctus (wheat stem sawfly), 1353 nucleotides long. RefSeq names its product calsyntenin-1 (gene Cals). NCBI's taxonomy places the organism in Eukaryota, Metazoa, Arthropoda, Insecta, Hymenoptera, Cephidae. Gene Ontology annotation, cellular component: postsynaptic membrane; cell surface. The record is from RefSeq and is a predicted model, not a curated record. Gene Ontology annotation, biological process: positive regulation of synaptic transmission; positive regulation of synapse assembly; homophilic cell-cell adhesion. Gene Ontology annotation, molecular function: kinesin binding; calcium ion binding; X11-like protein binding.
UGUCUGAACUAUAGCGAAUCGAUAUACGCUCAAAUAUUGACUUCGCGAUUGCAGUGUAUGGUGUCGCAAGCUCUUCGAUAAUGCGCUGCAUCUGACUUUUCUUCCGUUCGCGAGUGUGUUCUACUAAAUAAAUUCUCAAGGAGUUUUAAACAAGUUUCCUGAGAAUAAUCAUGGGUUUCGUCGGAACGGCAAUUGCUCUGAUUUUCUUAGGUUGUGUGGCUGCCGAACCAACCGUGCCGACCUCCUUCGACAAUCAUGGAGCUCCCCGUUUAGAUUUGGACAGCUUAGAAAGUGGAUAUCAUGGAUUAGUAAAAGAGAAUGAAACGUUGGUAGAGGUAACACCUCAAAUUCGUGCUUUGGGUGCGAAGGUGUGUUCAUUUAAAAUUGCAAAUAAACAUCAUGGAGAGGCACCCUUCGAAAUCGUCCACAAAGAAAAGGGCACUGCCGAAUUACGAGCCUUAAGAGUGCUUAACUGUGAGAAACGGCGAAACUAUAAGUUCGACAUCGCAGCUGUUGGAUGUUCUGGAGCCCAAUCCGAAAAUGCUACAGUCCACAUAACGGUGGUGGAUGUGAAUGAGUAUGCACCGCAAUUUUUACAAGCAGCUUACGUGAGUGCCGUCGACGAAGGUCGCUUAUACGAGGAAGUCGUACGAGUAGAAGCUUCGGACCGAGAUUGUACACCCAAAUUCGGAGAUGUAUGCAAAUACGAAAUUCUAACAGCAGAUCAACCAUUUGCCAUCGAUAAUGAGGGUGCUAUCAGGAACACGGAACCUCUUGAUUACGAAAGAUCCCACAAUUACAUUCUUAGCGUGGUAGCUUAUGAUUGUGGCAUGAAACAGUCUGCACCUGCAAUGGUGACAGUCAAGGUAAAUCGGGUGUGUUCUCCCGGAUGGCGAGGAAUACCUGAAAGGGUAGAUUACGCAGCUGGUGUUGGUACACAACCAUUAUUACCUUCGGCGAAACUCGAACUUUGCGAUGCUCCUUGCAUUUUACGAAAUCUUCGAGCUACCUUGACUCUGGCAACAGAUCAUAUUGGCAAAGGCUGCGAUAGGGACACGUAUGGUGUUCGUAGUCAACGAAAACUUUGCGGAGCAUCAAGAGAUAGUAUCGAUCUUUUGCCUACUCCCAGCAGUACGUCAUUCUGGACUGCAGGACUUUCGAGAGACGAAGGACGAGAAGCUGAUGAAAUAUUUGAAUUUGAUGGAGCUAAUUCUGCUGCCAUCGUUCCUGAUGACAUUCUGGAUCACAAUCUUGCACAGAAGUUCAGUAUUGGUGUUUGGAUCAAGCAUAGACCUCGGCCACGACAAGAUCCUCAUGUUAAAGAACAUAUUCUCUGUGCAGCUGAUGAUCAUA